AUGGCUACGGCAAUUGAAAAGACAAAGGAGCUAAAUAAGCAGCUGGCGAAGGCGUCUACUGAUGCGCGAACCGACGAUGUUCUCUCCCUGUUGAAGCAGUUAAAGGAAGUAGUAGAGCCCACAGAGGAUCUGAUUCGCGUAGGUAUUCCCUGUCUUCCAUGGUAUGCUAACACCUUCCAGGCGACUAAAAUCGGUGUGGCUGUAGGUAAGCUGCGUACGUACUCCGAUGCUCGUGUCUCGGAGAUGGCCAAGGAUAUGGUCAAGUCAUGGAAGGCGCAUGUGGAAAAGCAACGACGUGAGUCGGCGACCAAAGAGAAGGCGAAGAAGGAAGCAUCUGCCCCGUCUGAUACCGCCAAUGCGCCGUCCAACGCCACCAAUGUGGAUAUUAACUUUGAAGUGCUGAAUGAUAAAGUACGAAACGCAUGCUUGAAGCUGCUCUACAACAGUUUUGAGCUUCAUCCUGACGCUGAUGCACAGAAAGUGUAUGCGUCGGCUAUGGACAUUGAAAAAGCAGCCUACCUGAAAAUCGGUGCGAGCACGGUGAAUGCCGACUACAAAGCGAAGAUCCGUAGCUUGAGCCUGAAUCUCAAGGACAAGAACAAUCCUGAGCUCCGCGACAAGGUGCUCAACGGCGACAUUGAUGGUGAGAAGCUUGUUACAAUGCGCUCGGAGGAACUUGCCUCCAGUGCCCUGAAGGCGCACCAUGAAUCGAUUCGCCUGCAAAACUUGCACAAUGCCAAGGGUGCUGAGGCGCAAGAAGCUGAAACAGAUGCAUUCCAGUGCGGCAAGUGCAAGAAGCGCAAGACGCGCUACUACCAAAUGCAGACGCGUAGUGCCGACGAACCGAUGACGACGUUUGUCACUUGUGUCAACUGUAACAACAAGUGGAAGUUCUGUUAG
Molecule: messenger RNA, 900 nt
Organism: Malassezia pachydermatis
Lineage: Eukaryota; Fungi; Basidiomycota; Malasseziomycetes; Malasseziales; Malasseziaceae
Product: transcription elongation factor
Exons: 1
Coding region: 1-900 (299 amino acids)
Biological process (GO): regulation of mRNA 3'-end processing; transcription antitermination; transcription elongation by RNA polymerase II
Cellular component (GO): nucleus
Molecular function (GO): zinc ion binding; RNA polymerase II transcription regulatory region sequence-specific DNA binding
Source: RefSeq, a predicted model, not a curated record